Messenger RNA from Fukomys damarensis (Damara mole-rat), 1766 nucleotides. It is a transcript of the gene Optc, whose product is annotated as opticin. NCBI's taxonomy places the organism in Eukaryota, Metazoa, Chordata, Mammalia, Rodentia, Bathyergidae. The record is from RefSeq and is a predicted model, not a curated record.
CGGAGCUCCCCAGAUGGGGGGUUGCCAGGGACGCAGGAACGUGCAUUACUCUUGCGCCUGGCUCUCGCAUUGCGGGAAGCUCCCCACCCCCAACCAGCAGCCCAUGCCCCCUUGGGGAACUGUUGAGUCUGUGCCUUCUCCUGGGGCUGCAGGCACAAGCUGAGCUCUGCCAAGGCCAUCUGUUCUGAGGGCCCAAGACGUGCCGUCUCAGGACUCCCAGAAGGAGGUGGAAGAAAAGAGGGUCAGGGGAACCACAGAAGACUCUGGCCUGAGACUCGAGAAAUCGCUGUGAAACCUUGAGCAAGUCCUCCCCUCUCUGGGCCUUUCUGGGCCUCAGUUUCCUCCUCUGUACAACCAGGGGUUUGGACUAGGUCACGUCAGGUGGCCUCACAGCAGGGAUCCAGGACGUGGAUAAUAGAAGGAAAUGGGGAGCAGAGGGCAUCACUGAUCAACUCGGCCAGAGUGGGGUGCAGGCUGCAGAAUCGGAGGAAACGUUUCAGAUGCCUUCACCCCAGCCUGCCCAAGACCAAGGAAAGCAGCACCUCUCCCACCAGCUGCUGCUUUCAGCCCAGCCCUGGUGCAGUCCAUCAGAGUCCCCACCUCCCUGGAAGCUGUUGGGCUCCAUCUGAGAGCCAAAAGCAUCUAAAGAGAAGAGUCCCUCCCACCACUGUUUGACUCCCAUGAGGCUCUCUUCUUGCCUGGUGCUGCAGCAGGGAGGGCCCACUUCUGACCCUGAGGAGAGGCAGAGGAGAGAAGAACCCAGCCACGGCAAAGGCCAUGCGAACGGAGUCCGGCAUGUGGGGAACCCCGCCCCGAGCCUGAGCGACUCCAGUGAGGUCGAUGACCGAGAGACCGCGGGGACCAGCUCCCUGAGCAACUCGUCCCUUCAGAAUGCCACGAACCAGGACACAGACCUCCCGUCUCCUGGUCCACUGGUGGCAAACUUGGCAGUGCCCCACCCCAAAGCCAAAUAUCCCUCCGAUGCCACCAAGCAGGAUCAUAAGCCAUGUCACACUGGGGCUGUGCUGCAGCUGAAGUUUCUCAGCAGCACCUGCGCCUCUGCUGGACCAAGGUUUCCAAAAGCCAAAGUUGAGCCCUUUUCAGGACUUACUGUGUGCUGUCCCCAGGUUAGAGUGACCAGGAAAACUCCUCCACACCGGGGUCGGUCCCGUCCAGAACACUAUAGCCACAAGGACACCGUCCUCCAACCCCGUGAUGACCAGGCCCACUUUGCCAACCAUGCCGGGCUUACUGGGCUCCCCAACCAGCUAAGAGCCAGGGUCCCGGGACAUCCACCAGCAGCACUUAGGACUGAACUCUCCGGCAACAUCAUCUCCUCCACUGCUCACGAUGCCUUGUACCUGCUGCUGGCUCUGCGGGACCUGAUCCUGUUGGAGAACCAGCUGGCCGCUCUGCCCAUGCUGCCCCACAGCCUCGAGCUGCUGGAUGUCCGCCUGAAUCAGCUGAGCUCGGGGAUACAGCCUGGGGCUUUCAAGGGGAGUGGGGCCCUGGAGAAGCUACGGUUCCUCUACCUGGCGGACAUCCUGCUGGAUUCCAUCCCAGGGCCUCGGCCCCUGACCCUGUGCCUGUUACAUCUGCAGAAUAACGCGACAGACACCCGCGAAAGCGCCCUCUGCGAGGUGGAAGAGCACAGACACAGCCGCAGGCGGCUGGAAGAUGUCGGCCUGGACAGUAGCCCCACCAACCUGAGCCUUCCUGGCGCCUACUUCUGCCUGCCCCGUCUCCCCACCAGCUACUUCCCCUAG